Molecule: messenger RNA, 1374 nt
Organism: Loa loa (African eye worm)
Lineage: Eukaryota; Metazoa; Nematoda; Chromadorea; Rhabditida; Onchocercidae
Exons: 10
Coding region: 1-1374 (457 amino acids)
Molecular function (GO): protein binding
Source: RefSeq, a predicted model, not a curated record
AUGGUAACAUUGAUUAUUGAUCGUGCAUGGAGUUAUAUUGCUGACCAAUUCGAUGCUCAAGCUAGUAUACACAACAAUCUUGGCUCAGCUAUAACUGAUGAUAUUGUACAACCACUUCGGGCUAUUUUUAAUUCUCAACAAAGGACAAUUCGUGCUACGGAACAAUUAGCAAAUCGUGAAUUGCGUUUUUUGACCUCCAAACGUGAUGAAUUAUCAAAAAUUAAACGUCUAUUGCAUAGCUCAAGCCGUGACCUUGAAAAGGUUGAACAGUUAAUUGACAAUGAUCAUAUGUCGAAUAUUAAGUUAUCAGUUAGAAAACGGAAAUUGUUAGAGCAAGUGAUGAAACAGGAACAAACAUACAUUGAAGAAACGAUAUCAACGGAACGACAACGGCGCGUAACGGAUGGCAUACUCCGGAAAGGUGUUGAGUAUUUGGAAGUUGUUGAAAAACAACGUUUAGCACAUUGUCAAACAGCGCUUGGACGAUUUCAACGGAAAAUUUCUCAAUUAGGACCAAAUUUAAAUAUGAUGUUUGAACGUUGUAUGAAUGCAUUGAAUGAAGCUCUCAAUGCGGAACCAAACGAACAAAUUUCAAUGUUAGCACCAAUUUCGUCAACAAAUCACACAAUUUAUUUGUGUGAUUUUCAUGCAGAAAAUUUUGCUGAAAUAAUAGGUGGACAACGACGACGUUGGACAUUGGAACGAAUUAAUGCAGUACUUCAUCAGUAUUUGAAGAAUACUCAAUUAGAAGCUAAUCCAAUGUUACCAUCAUCAAUUAAUAUUAGUUAUGUGGAAUUUUUGGAAUUUUUAAUUUAUAAAAUAAACGAAGCAUUGAAAAAUAUCGAUGGUGAACAGAAUAGAGAAUAUCAUCGAUUAGCACGUUUCCAGCAAAAACUUAAAGAUAAAAUGGGUUUGGCGCAAACGAUAUUGACAAUACCUUUAGAUGAAUUUGAAAAUGGUGAAAAACCAUCUGCGCCAAGUUUACCAACAACAUCAAGUAUAGAAGAUGAAAUUGAACCAAUUGUUAAUGAAACACGUGAGCCAUUAGAACAAUAUGCUGCUCCAAGUUCGAUAUUAUAUGAUGAUUUACAACAUAUGCAAAAUACCUCAUCAUCAACAUGUACUAGUAAUAGUGAAACAAUUAAACGAAUUUAUCGUGUUUUAUAUGAUUUUACACCUAAAACAGAUGAUGAAUUAGAAGUUCAUGCAGGUGACUGUGUAUUAGUUGAAGGUAAAAUUGGUAAUGAUUGGAUGAUUGGACAAAUUAUUUCAAAUAAUCAAAUAAUUGAUGAAAAUGAUACAUUGAAAAUUACAAUAUGCAAUAAAAUUGGACGUUUUCCAACAUCAUAUGUUGCUUCAGCUAACAAUAGUUAA